UGAUCCAACGGAUUUAAUAUGUUUUUAGGAGGCAGAAAAGCUCUUAUCAUACAAGAGCCAUCCAUUGUGAAUCCACUUCCAUAUUUUUUGAAAAGCCACGCAUUUUCAGCUGAUUAAAAGCAUUUCCAAGUCAGCAAGAGCAAAGUUUCCAACUACCCCCCGCUACACUAGCUCUCUCUGCAAGGGCUGUUUCAGGUUGUACUUUAACAAAAUGAGACGUUUGGGGCAGUCUGAAAUGGCAUGGGUCGUCCUGCUCCUCAUCAGUCUUCCAUCAGCUAUAAAGCGAAAUUACUCCUCCAGAAUCGGUAACUAUACAAUUAAUGAGCAAGUAAAAAAUUCCAAAGGCACAACAGUAAUAAACCACUACGAACCGCGUCACUUUAACUUCCUGCUUAAUUUUUGCUCCUCCCUUUUUAUUACACUCUCCCGCCUCUCUCCUUCCGCGUGUGAGCGCUCUGUGAUUGGGUCCUAUAUAAGGCCUCUAGCAUUCCCUGCCCAGUGAGAAAGUGUAUGCGCGUUGCUACGGCCAUCCUCCGAACCACAGUUGUUUAUGCGCAAUUGGAAUGCCUGUAUUCUAUUUCCCGUCUGGCGUGACUGUGCGUUGCUCUGUUGCUUCCGGGUCAGCUGUUUCCCGGCAUUUAGGGCCUCCGACGUCUAGGUUUUGAGAAGCCUCCCGAGAAAGACCGGGUCGGACCGAUGUUGAGGCGUCGUUGCUGGUCGGGAGGUUGAGGGGCGGCCGGAGGGAGAAACUGCGGCCGCGGAGAGAAGGAAAGGGCCGAAGAGGACUGGGUGGCCAAUGCUGGGCCGGCGUUCACCAUGGAGAAGAUCUUGGAGGGGUUGGUGAGCUCGUCCUACCCGUUGUCGGUGAAGCGUAUGAUCGUGAAGCGCGUGGUGGAGUCGGCAGAGUCGCCGCUGAACGGGCCGCAGUGCCAGGCCAUGUUCGCACUGAGCACCCGCCUCAUCCUGCAGGGCCCUGACCAGUUCCAGCGCCAGGUUGGGCGGCAAGUACUCGAGGCCUACGCUCGCCACCACCGCGACGACUUCGAGAUCUUCUUCACGCGCGACCUGGUACUGGCCUUGCUUCACGGGGGAGGCCCAACGUCCCCGCCCAUCACGGCUCCGUCGCCUGGUCCCGGCCUUGGGUCCAACUUGAACCCCAGCGUGUUAGACUAUGUCCAGACCGGCUUGCGACUUCUCAUUAGCUGCCCGGCGGUGCUGGAGCUCUUUGCGCUGCUCCAGAGGGAAGCGUUGCGUCUGGUGGGCGAGAGGCCCCCGGCUCCUCUGUGCGCUCGCCUCUGCCAACUUCUGAGCGAUUUUCCUCAGUGCCUGCCCCGCGGUAGAAAACCUGCCCUCGCUUUUUGCCAGCAGUUGGUUCGCAGUAUUGCUCACUUCCAGACGCAAGGCACCCGUGAAGCUGCCCUACGCCUCUAUGUCUCUCAAGUCACCCAAGUCAGCAGUCUCCUGCGCAGCAUCUGGAAAGCAGAACCUGAUACGCUGCUGCCCUCCUUGCAGGAACUCUUUGCCAUCAUCUCUUCCACAGAUACUUCUGAACCUUCGGUUGCUUUGGCAAGUCUUGUGCAGCAUAUCCCUUUACAAAUGAUUACAGUCCUGAUUGGAAGCCUUACCACAGAUCCAAAUGUAAAAGAUGCAAGUAUGACGCAAGCUUUAUGCAGAAUGAUUGACUGGUUGUCCUGGCCAUUAGCUCAGCAUGUGGAGACCUGGGUGAUAGCACUGCUAAAAGGACUGGCUGCAGUUCAGAAGUUUACUAUCCUUAUUGAUGUUACUUUGCUUAAGAUUGAAUUGGUAUUUAAUCGCCUUUGGUUUCCUCUUGUGAGACCUGGUGCUUUGGCUGUUCUUUCUCAUAUGUUGCUCAGUUUUCAGCAUUCUCCAGAGGCUUUUCACUUGAUUGUUCCACAUGUGGUUAAGUUGGUAAUAUCAGUCAAAAGUAAUGGCCUGCCCACCAGCACAGCAUUCUUGAGACAGCUCAGUGAGUUAAUACACUGUAUGAUGUAUCAUUACUCUGGAUUCCCAGAACUUUAUGAACCCAUUCUAGAAGCAAUAAAGGAGCUUCCCAAACCCAGUGAAGAGAAAAUUAAGAUGAUAUUGAAUCAGAGUGCCUGGACAUCUCAGUCCAGUUCCUUGCAAUCUUGUCUGUCUAGAUUUUCUGGAAAAUCUGAAACUGGAAAGACUGGUCUGAUUAAUUUAGGAAAUACUUGUUACAUGAACAGUGUGAUUCAGGCAUUAUUCAUGGCUACAGAUUUCAGGAGACAUGUGUUAUCAUUAAAUCUAAAUGGGUGCAAUUCACUAAUGAGAAAAUUGCAACAUCUUUUUGCAUUUCUUGCUCAUACGCAGAGGGAUGCAUAUGCUCCUCGCCUUUUCUUUGAGGCAUCUAGGCCUCCCUGGUUCACUUCUAGAUCUCAGCAAGACUGCUCUGAAUAUCUUAGGUUCCUGCUAGACAGGCUACAUGAAGAAGAAAGAACCUUGAAAGUUCUGUCUUCAUCAAAGCUUCCUGAGGAUAUGAAUGAAGAGUCCCUGGUCCAAGAUGUGUCCAACAAAUCUCAACUGUUUAUCAAACAGUCUUGUACAAUGAAAGAGGAGAGAACCUUGAUAGAAAAAAUGUUUCGAGGGAAACUGCAAACAAGCAUAUGCUGUUUAAAUUGCAAAAGUACUUCUCAUAAAGAAGAAGCCUUCACAGAUCUUUCACUUGCUUUUUGUCCUCCAGUAUUCUUUAAAAAUGUUAGUCCACCAACUGUAGAACAUUCAUCUGAUGAGAAAGAUGACUCCAUGGAACAAGUCAGUGCUAGGGCAUUGAGCCCUGCGAUAGAGAUGGCAUCUGGUGCGCUAACAGUUGGUGAUUCCUGUGAAAUGGUCACAAAUGAUGGUACUUUGAAAGAUCCCCCCAUUGACUCAAAUUCUGAAAAUGCUACUGAUCCUUUUAUCUGUAAGGCUGAAGUUGGGGAUAACUUGCAGAAACACGCCAGUGAAGUUACUCCUUCAGUUACUGAUUUGUUAAAUUAUUUUUUGGCACCUGAAGUUCUUAAAGGGGAUAACAAAUACUUUUGUGAAAAAUGCGCCUCCUUACAAAAUGCAGAAAAAAUUAUGCAAAUUGUAGAGGAGCCAGAAUACCUCAUUCUUACUCUUUUGAGAUUUUCAUAUGAUCCCAAGUGUCAUAUUAGGCGCAAAAUCCUAGACAAUGUAUCUCUUCCACUUGUUCUAGAAUUACCUGUCAAUAGACCUCUCUCUUCCUUAAGUACAUUGUCAGGCAUUUGGUCUAUGAGUGUUCAAUUUUCUGACACAGGGGAGAAUCUAGCUAAAAAACUCAAGCCUUCUGGUGCUGAAGAAGCAGGUUGCCCUCAACUAAUCCCUUAUGUAUUAAGUUCUGUAGUUGUUCACUCUGGCAUAUCUUCUGAAAGUGGGCAUUAUUAUUCUUACGCAAGAAAUGUUGCUAAUUCAGGGUCUUCACUAGGAUCUUUUGAUCAGUCUCAAAGCCUGGCUUUAGCUUAUCCUCAAAGCAAUUUAAUGGCUGGAGAAAUUCCCACUGCAGCUACUGAAAAGGACCUGGAUGAAAAUGAAGUGUCAAAGGAAUGGUUUCUAUUUAACGACAGCAGAGUGACAUUUACCUCAUUUCAGUCAGUCCAGAAAAUUACAAGCAGAUUCCCCAAAGAUACUGCUUAUGUGCUGUUUUACAAAAAACAGAAUAGUGCUGGUGCUAUUAGUACUAAAUCAGCCAGUGGGCUUUGGAUCAAUGGAGAUCCUCCUCUACAGAAAGAACUUAUGGAUGCUAUUACAAAAGACAAUAAGCUGUAUUUGCAGGUAAGGUACAGAUAUUAAUUUGAAGGAAAUCAGUUGUGUAAUUGCUGUAAAUGUGGAGUGUAUGAUAUAAGGUUGGGAAUACUAAUCUAAGUAAAUUAUUCUGUAUUAACCAGCAUUAUUGAAAUAAUUAAUGUGGAUUGCUAAAAUUUAAUAUUGCCAUAUUUCAGGGAAAGGAAUAAAAACAUCUUUGAAGCAUAGUUCUUAUAUAAUAUAAACAUGGACUGGCAAUCUUGAGAUCUUAUGUUGAUUCUGUAUAGGUGGGGAGUAGUUGAAAUAUUUAAUGUGAAUUAUGUUCAUAACAAUGAGUUAACCUCACAGUUUCCAAACAAAAUGAGUUGGUUUAAUGUUUACUUUAAAAAACCUUAAAUAUCUUCUGAACUUAAAUAAUCUGUAGUUCU
Python bivittatus (Burmese python) is the source of this 4211-nucleotide messenger RNA. Lineage: Eukaryota; Metazoa; Chordata; Lepidosauria; Squamata; Pythonidae. The record is from RefSeq and is a predicted model, not a curated record.